Messenger RNA from Solanum dulcamara, 600 nucleotides. RefSeq lists its product as uncharacterized. NCBI's taxonomy places the organism in Eukaryota, Viridiplantae, Streptophyta, Magnoliopsida, Solanales, Solanaceae. Gene Ontology annotation, cellular component: Ino80 complex. The transcript has a single exon. The record is from RefSeq and is a predicted model, not a curated record. The coding region runs from base 1 to 600 and encodes 199 amino acids.
AUGUCGGAUAAGAAAGUUAUUCGUGCAGCAAAGAUUCUGAUGCAAAUGGUCAACAGUAGAGCAUGCACCUUCAAUCAUGGUGAAAGGUUAAAGGAAUCCAGAGCUAUGAAGAGUCUUGAAACGAUUCGCCCCAGUAGUGAGGAAAUAAGAGCUUAUUUCCGUAGAGAAGAAGCCCUAAGGUACAGAGAACCUGACAUGGCUUUCUCAUAUACAGCCGUUGAUGGUCAGAAAUCUGUUGUUGCUCCACUGAAAAGGAGUAGAGGCCAACCAUUGAAAAGGAUUCGUCACCACAAUAUUCUUAAGAGCAAUAGACCGCCUCAUUUUACUAUCCACUGUUUGAUAAGAGAUGCAGCUGCUAGAUUGCCCGGAGGUGUUGGGACUAGGGCUGAUGUUUGUGUUUUGGUAAGGGACUCACAAUUCAUUGUUGAGGACACUUCCGAUUCAGAAAUUAACAUAGUUGUAAAGGGAGCGUUGGACCGUUUGCAUUAUCAAGACGAUCCGUGUGUAAAAUAUGAUAAGGAAAGGCGUUUGUGGACUUAUCUACAUAGAGAUAGACGGGGAGAAGAUUUUGAAGAUGAUUCGACAGGAACUCUGAAAUGA